Molecule: messenger RNA, 615 nt
Organism: Striga asiatica
Lineage: Eukaryota; Viridiplantae; Streptophyta; Magnoliopsida; Lamiales; Orobanchaceae
Source: the annotation of a GenBank genome assembly
AUGAGAGAGCGAAGCAGUUGCUUUAAGAACAGAGGGGAAAGUGUGGCUAUUGGGUGGGGCCCGAUGGCGAAGCAUGUUGACAAAGAGGAUGAGGCUGGUGUGUGGACUAGAGAGACUAAGACGUUGAAGGAGUUGAAGCAGAAGUUCAGGUUACAGUAUGAAUGUUUUGAAUACAACCAAAGCACAAAACGUCGAGUAGGGGGCCACGGGUCGUCGAGGCGAGGCGUAGGAGGCGGCGAGAAGUCGGAGGCUGUGUCUCAAAAACGGGGAGGCGCGAUUUCACAGAGACAGAGGGCCGAGGCGGACGGUCCGACGGCGGCUGGUAGCUGGUGCCUGACUGGCGACUGCCUGGUGGUGGGAUUAGAGAAAAGAGAGAAGAAGAAGAAGAAGAAGAAGAAGAAGAAAUGCCUCAAACAAGCUAAAUCUAACCAGCCAGUAACUCUGUUAAAAUCCAUGGCAAUUGCUUCCUGCAGAGGCCUCAACUUGAGAGGAGACAAGCUCGACUUAACCCGCACAUCAGAUGAGGAAGCCCAAAGCAGCUUUUUCCCAAUAGCCACACCACUUUUAACUAUUCCCAGCACCUUCCUCACCUCAUUCGCAAGCUCGAUAACAUAG